Nakaseomyces glabratus is the source of this 1449-nucleotide messenger RNA. RefSeq names its product adenylosuccinase ADE13 (gene ADE13). Lineage: Eukaryota; Fungi; Ascomycota; Saccharomycetes; Saccharomycetales; Saccharomycetaceae. Gene Ontology annotation, molecular function: (S)-2-(5-amino-1-(5-phospho-D-ribosyl)imidazole-4-carboxamido) succinate lyase (fumarate-forming) activity; N6-(1,2-dicarboxyethyl)AMP AMP-lyase (fumarate-forming) activity. Gene Ontology annotation, biological process: 'de novo' AMP biosynthetic process. The record is from RefSeq and is a predicted model, not a curated record. Gene Ontology annotation, cellular component: cytosol.
AUGUCUGAGUUUGAUAAGUACGCUACCCCACUAUCGUCCAGAUAUGCUUCUAAGGAGAUGUCUGCUGUUUUCUCUUUGAGAAACAGGUUCUCUACAUGGAGAAAGUUAUGGUUGAAUCUAGCCAUUGCUGAAAAGGAAUUAGGUCUUGAUGUCAUUACAGAUGAGGCCAUUGAACAAAUGAAGGCCCACUUGGAAAUUACAGAUGAAGAAAUUGCCAAGGCUAGUGAACAAGAAGCUAUUGUCAGGCAUGAUGUUAUGGCCCAUGUUCAUACAUUUGGUGAAACAUGUCCUGCUGCGGCUGGUAUCAUCCACUUGGGUGCCACUUCUUGUUUUGUCACAGACAAUGCCGAUUUAAUCUUCCUAAGAGAUGCAUACGAUAUUGUUAUUCCAAAACUCGUCAAUGUUAUCAACCGUUUAGCUAAAUUUGCUCUAGAGUACAAGGACUUACCAGUUCUGGGUUGGACUCACUUCCAACCAGCUCAAUUAACUACUUUGGGUAAGAGAGCAACUCUAUGGAUCCAAGAACUACUAUGGGAUUUGAGAAACUUUGAAAGAGCUAGAAAUGAUAUUGGUUUGCGUGGUGUUAAAGGUACCACUGGUACACAAGCGUCAUUCUUGGCCCUAUUUCACGGUAAUCAUGACAAAGUUGAAGAACUUGAUGAAAGAGUUACUGAACUUCUAGGCUUUGACACUGUUUAUCCAGUCACUGGUCAAACUUACUCCAGAAAGAUCGACAUUGAUGUUCUUGCACCAUUAUCAUCAUUUGCUGCCAGUGCCCACAAGAUGGCUACCGAUAUCAGACUGCUAGCCAACUUGAAGGAAGUUGAAGAGCCAUUUGAAAAAUCCCAAAUUGGUUCUUCAGCAAUGGCUUAUAAGAGAAACCCAAUGCGUUGUGAACGUGUUUGUUCUUUGGCUAGACAUUUGGGCUCUCUAUUCAGUGAUGCUGUCCAAACUGCUUCCGUCCAAUGGUUCGAGAGAACAUUAGAUGACUCAGCUAUAAGAAGAAUCUCUUUACCAAGUGCUUUCCUAACAACAGAUAUCUUGUUGACUACAAUUCUAAAUAUCUCUUCAGGUUUAGUUGUAUAUCCAAAGGUAAUUGAAAGAAGAAUUAAGAGUGAGUUGCCAUUCAUGGCUACUGAGAAUAUCAUUAUGGCUAUGGUCGAAAAGGGUGCUUCUAGGCAAGAAGUGCAUGAAGAAAUCAGAGUCCUGUCUCACCAAGCUGCUGCUGUGGUAAAAGAACAAGGUGGUGACAAUGACCUGAUCGAACGUGUCAAGGCCAAUGAGUUUUUCAAGCCUAUCUGGAAUGAAUUGGAUCAAUUGCUAGAUCCAUCUACAUUUGUUGGUAGAGCUCCUCAACAAACAGAAAAAUUUGUUGGUAAGGAUGUUAAGAACGCCUUGCAGCCAUUCCAAAAAUACAUCAACGAUGCUGAAGUUAAACUAAAUGUUUGA